AUGAAGGUGAUACUCUGUUUAUGGAAAUUUGGUUCAAAUGGGAGUUUUUCGGUUAAAAAUGCUUACUUGCUAUCCCAACAAUCUCGAUUCCAUUGUGAAAAACCUGUGUGGAAAGUUCUCUGGAAGCUCAAACUGCAUCCUAGGCAAUCGGUUUUCAGUUGGAGGAUUCUAAGUGCUUGGCUUCCUCUUAAAUCGAGACUGAGAUUUCAAGGACAUGACGAUAAGAAGUGUGCUCUGUGUGGUAAUGAGGCUGAAACUGAGAUACAUGUGUUUUGCCAAUGCCCAUUUGCGAGAAGCAUCUGGUUUCUCAGUCCGUGGGGUCUCCGAACUGAUACUCUUUCUGUGGAUAGCUUUGAAGAGUUUUUUCUGUGGCUUUGUAGUUCUGAUGACGACUGGCUUGUAGAAGUCAGUGCGUGUGUGCUUGAAGCCAUAUGGAGAUGUAGAAACGAAUUAGUUUUUCAGGGGAAGAAUCCUUCUACGGCAUUAAUUUUAAAGAAUAUUGCCUCACGAGCUGCUGAAUUCUCGCAAAUCCUUAGUUCUUUUGGGGAUGCAGCCCAGUUGGGUGGUGAAAAUCGGUUAUCUGAACCGGUGCAGGACUUUCAGGACAACCUCUUCGAUGCUUGUUUCUAUGUCGAUGCUUCAGUUGUGGAUAAUGCAGCAGGGAUUGGGGUGUCUCUCUGUACUGUUUCUAGUGUCCUCGAAGCCGAAUUGACUGCAAUCCUUACUGCUUUGGAGCAAGCGUGGGCAGACAAUUACCAGACUAUCUUGAUUAAGUCCGACUCUAAAGUUGCUGUUGAGGCCUUACGCUUGGGGGAACUUCCUCUUGCUUGGGGUUCGUUUCCGGUUUUUAAGGCUUGUUUGAAGUUUGUUUCUAUGUUUUCUGUUUCUUUUCAGUUUAUUAAGCGUGAUUUAAACUUUUUGGCGGAUUACCUAGCUUCUCAGGCUAGAGUGAACCAUGUUAGCCAAAUGAGUUACCUGUUAGGGAGUCAACCCCCUUUUGUGGUUGAUAUGUGA
Cannabis sativa is the source of this 1014-nucleotide messenger RNA. RefSeq lists its product as uncharacterized. Bases 1 to 1014 code for a protein of 337 amino acids. The record is from RefSeq and is a predicted model, not a curated record. Gene Ontology annotation, molecular function: nucleic acid binding; RNA-DNA hybrid ribonuclease activity. Lineage: Eukaryota; Viridiplantae; Streptophyta; Magnoliopsida; Rosales; Cannabaceae. The transcript is spliced from 2 exons.